AAUCGGGCUGCGGAAGUUCGAGGGCGCGGUGUGUGUAGCUGCGGCGUCGGCGUCCGAGUCUCCGCAGCGGAGAUCGCGGACGCUGGACCGAGCCCCUCCAUCGCCCAGCAUGGACCUUGAAACCAAAAUGAAGAAGAUGGGCUUAGGUCAUGAGCAAGGAUUUGGAGCCCCCUGUCUGAAAUGCAAAGAGAACUGUGAAGGGUUUGAACUGCACUUCUGGAGGAAAAUAUGCCGUAACUGCAAAUGUGGACAAGAAGAACAUGAUGUCCUCCUGAGCACCGAGGAGGACCGGAAAGUGGGGAGACUCUUUGAAGACACCAAGUACACCACCUUGAUUGCCAAGCUGAAGUCAGAUGGAAUUCCCAUGUACAAACGCAAUGUUAUGAUAUUGACCAAUCCGGUUGCUGCCAAGAAGAAUGUCUCCAUCAACACUGUUACCUAUGAGUGGGCUCCCCCGGUCCAGAACCAGGCACUGGCCAGGCAGUACAUGCAGAUGCUGCCCAAAGAGAAGCAGCCAGUGGCAGGCUCGGAGGGGGCACAGUACCGGAAGAAGCAGCUGGCAAAGCAGCUCCCUGCCCAUGACCAGGACCCAUCUAAGUGCCAUGAGCUGUCACCCAAGGAAGUGAAGGAGAUGGAGCAGUUUGUAAAGAAGUACAAGAGCGAGGCUCUGGGGGUGGGUGACGUGAAGCUCCCCUCUGAGAUCAACGCCCAGGGUGACAAGCUGCACAGUCCUGCUGGGGAUGGAAACACUCCAGACGCCGUGCUGCCCAAGGACAAGUCUGCCGAGCCCAAGAAGACCCAGUAUUCAUGCUACUACUGCAAACAGACCAUGAAGGAAGGAGACCCAGCCAUCUACGCGGAAAGGGCCGGCUAUGAUAAACUCUGGCACCCGGCCUGUUUCAUCUGCAGCACCUGCGGCGAACUCCUAGUCGACAUGAUUUACUUCUGGAAGAAUGGGAAGCUAUACUGUGGCCGCCAUUACUGUGACAGCGAGAAGCCCCGCUGUGCUGGCUGUGAUGAGCUGAUAUUCAGCAAUGAAUAUACCCAAGCGGAAAAUCAGAACUGGCACCUGAAGCACUUCUGCUGCUUUGACUGUGACAACAUCCUGGCGGGAGAGAUAUACGUGAUGGUCAACGACAAGCCUGUGUGCAAGCCCUGCUACGUGAAAAACCAUGCCGUGGUGUGUCAAGGCUGCCACAACGCCAUCGACCCAGAAGUUCAGAGAGUGACCUACAAUAGCUUCAGCUGGCACGCGUCUACAGAGUGCUUCCUCUGCUCCUGCUGCAGCAAGUGUCUUAUCGGGCAGAAGUUCAUGCCCGUAGAAGGGAUGGUUUUCUGCUCCGUGGAGUGCAAGAAGCUGAUGUCCUAGGAGGAGAACACCGAGCACUGUUGGGCCGUAGCUACCCACAAUGGCCUGCAUUUCAUGAUACAAUUGCAAUUGGAAAAACUAAUAAAAGGGAAAAAAAAAAAACUAUAUAGCAAACCAGAAGAUUUUGUCCACUAUUUUUUUUAACCUUAGGAAUUUUGUCUGUCUUAAUUUUCAAUUACUGCUUUAAGCACGUGAUUUUAAAAAUAUAUAUAUAGAGAACAAUGAAGAACUGUCGCUUUUAUUUCCACACAUGAAAUCUUUGAGUUGGAAGCUUGAAUUUAAUUGAUCUUUAUAACGGCGUACCCUUAGUGCCAAAUAAUAUGUAUCACUUAAAAGCUAGUGUCCCGGGAGAGAUGCACGUGUUGACUCCUAUGCUUUGAUUCACGUGGAAAAUGGAAAGAAAUUAGAUGUGCCUGAUGUGACACUCGCACUUAGCCUGUCUCGUUGAACGUUGUGACGCGCAGUGAGUUCCUUCUGCAGACACUCGGGGUGCUGCGUAGUGGGUGUCCCAACGCCUAAGCCUUCCGAAGCGUCCCCUUCUGGAGGCGGAGGGGACUCUUCUCAUCGCCUUUCUUUGUCUUUAUCUCUCAGUGUUCUCUUCUGCCGUCCAGUGACCUCCAUUUAUGGCCUUGGGUAUUUUAUAUAUAUGUGGCCGAACAAUAUGUGCACUUUGCUUAUAGACUUUUUUGUUUUGUUUUUUUGUCUAGAUGAUAAAAGCAGGCUAUUCACUUAGGUUUUUUUUUUUUUAAUCCAAAGAGUAUGUAUAGAUUUCAUACUUAGGGAAUUGUAAUUUGUGCUGAUGUCAUUUGCCUGCCGUGGCGAUAGUUUUGGCAUGCUUUUCAGUCUUACGCCAUGGAAACCCUCUUGCGCUACCUCUGGGCUUGCUGUAGACACGGUCUGUCUUCCCGCCUGCACACUCCCCAUUCUUGGGGUGUUUUUAAUGUUUUCCCCUCGUAUGCUUUCACACAUAACUAUGCACUAUAAAUCUUGAAUGGAAUGAC
Messenger RNA from Microtus ochrogaster (prairie vole), 2370 nucleotides. RefSeq names its product testin LIM domain protein (gene Tes). The record is from RefSeq and is a predicted model, not a curated record. Lineage: Eukaryota; Metazoa; Chordata; Mammalia; Rodentia; Cricetidae. Gene Ontology annotation, molecular function: zinc ion binding.